Molecule: messenger RNA, 1638 nt
Organism: [Torrubiella] hemipterigena
Lineage: Eukaryota; Fungi; Ascomycota; Sordariomycetes; Hypocreales; Clavicipitaceae
Source: the annotation of a GenBank genome assembly
AUAAUAUUCGACUUCUAUUUACGCUUGAAAGAACCCCUAUCACGCCAUUACUAAUAGCAAUUGAUAAAGAAAUCUUGAGAUUAUGGCAAUUAUGGGCGUCAAUCACAUCAUUUGUGACAGCGUGUAUAAAGGUGCUGAAGCAGUGGCGCCCCAGUUCCAACAAUCGGUAUGCUACAUAUAAGAAACAUCAUGAUGACGAAAGCUGCAUCAGUUCACACUGCUAUUGCGAAUAACAUCGACGAAAAGAUAGACUCAAGCCAAGCACCGUCCACGCUCGAUGCCGACUACAAUGCGGACCUCGAGUUUACUACAGCCCAGGAGGCGCGCGCAGUCUGGAAAGUCGAUAUUCUACUAUUGCCUUUUAUUGUAAUAUGCUUUUGCUUUCUACAAUUUGACCGAACUAAUAUCGGAAACGCCCUGACCGAUAACUUGACUCGCGACAUUCACGUCACCAACUCGGAUGUCAACCUUUCCCAGACGCUCUUCACUGCGGGCUUUAUCGUUACUGAGCUGCCCUUUAACAUGGUUAGCAAAUAUAUUGGUCCACAGAGAUUUCUGCCAGUGACAAUGUUUCUCUGGGGAACUGUCACAUGGGCACAGGUAUUUCUUAAGAGCGCAACUGGGCUCUACGCAGCUCGUUUCUUCGUUGGGGCUCUUGAAGGUGGUUUCAUUCCUGGAUUUGUGCUCUACAUUUCGCGAUACUACACGAACAAGGAACUAGGGCUGCGGUAUGCGAUCUUCUGGGCAUCAAAUGCCUUUGCAGGUAUGUUAGGAGGACCUUUGGCGGUUGGGCUUUUGUCUUUGAGUGGCCGUGGGAGACUGCACGGCUGGCAAUGGUUGUUUUUGAUUGAAGGCAUCAUUACCAGUGUCUUAGGAGUCGUCGCGUACUUCUACCUCCCAUCUUCACCGACCCAAGCUAGAGUAUUGUUUGGUAAGUCAUUGCGCUUCUUCAGUGACGAACAGGCUGCUAUUCUCACCACACGUGUUCUUCGAGACGACCCAACCAAAUCGUUAAAAUACGGAAAGCCUGUUUUGCUUUCACAUGUACUGGACACGUUCAAGGACUGGCGCCUGUACGGUCACAUCAUCGCAGGAUUCUUAUCCAUGACUAUGAUUGCGCCCAUCAAUGUCUAUGCCCCAUCGAUAAUCAAGUCACUUGGGUUUACCACGCUACAAGCCAACGGGCUUAAUUCAGUGGGAAGUGCCUGUUCUCUGGUAUUUUCCAUCUGUUUGGCCUUCAGUAGCGACAAGCACCAGGAACGUGGACUGCAUGUUGCAGUAGGCUACUUGGUUGGUGCAGCUGGACUAUUAUGGCUCGCCCUCGCCCCUUCAAGUGUUGACAAGUGGACACUUUACGGCGGUGUGGUUUGGACACAGAUGGGCAUGGGCUCUGCACAAGCAAUCAAUGCUGCUUGGUUAACUGCCAAAAUGGAAGACUAUAAACGACCAGUUGCGCUGGCGGGAUAUGUAAUGAGCAUCCAGGUGGCCAGUUUCCUCGGCAGUCAGCUGUUUCGAACUCAAGAUGCACCUAGAUAUGUCUACGGGUUAUUGAUUGCCGCAUCGUGUACUAUUGCUGCCGCCGUGGUGGCUUUAGCCUGGAAGGCCCUGUAUCGAUAUGUUGAUGGGGAGACAUCUUGA